Truncatella angustata is the source of this 1266-nucleotide messenger RNA. RefSeq lists its product as uncharacterized. The coding region runs from base 368 to 1048 and encodes 226 amino acids. The record is from RefSeq and is a predicted model, not a curated record. The transcript has a single exon. NCBI's taxonomy places the organism in Eukaryota, Fungi, Ascomycota, Sordariomycetes, Amphisphaeriales, Sporocadaceae.
GGGCUCCACAGUUGAGUUUCCAAGUGUGGCUGUUGGUCGGAGCUUGAGCCACACCGAGCAUCAAGAAUAGUAGUCCAGACUAGCCUUGGUCUGAUUUACAGAGGACUCUUAUCGCUGUCAGGGUGCUGAACACAUGAUAAACGACAGCGGGCUUUGGGCUUCCAGCAACCCGCAAGGUUACCGCAAGUUAACCCCAGGUUAGUCAGUUCAAUUCGCGACAGGGGCAUUGAAUACAAUACCUAGGCACGUCCUCCCACCACGGAGUACUAUUCAGCACAGCACACCACCAUCUCAAUGUCGCCAGCAUGAUGCGCCUCAACGUCUUCAUGCUGCUCUUCGGAGCCCUGCUGGCACUGGCCGCCGCAGAAUGUACGUACUCAUCUCCUGCAUCUCCCCCUUGUUGAGCCCAAUGCAAAGCCUGGAAUACACCACGCAAACAACACGCAGCGCACUCGCUAACAACACCCCGAACCCAACAGCAGCCCCUACAUUCUGCAAGUGCACCUGCUUCAGCAACAGCACCAUCGUGCGGCUGGGGCCGAAAGACUCCUCGUCCUCCUCGCCCGCGGGGGGCUCCUCGCCGUCCCCCAACAGGAACGACGACGGCAGCAACAACCCGAACCUCUUCCUCCGCUCCCUGAACCCCUUCACCACCUCCCCCCGCCCGCCCUCGCACCUGAACAACAACAACGACAAGCGCGCCGCCUCCACCUCCUGCGCCCAGUGCACCCGCGCCUUCUGCCUCGGGUACAACCUGCCCAUCUGCGAGCACGCCGAGGAGAAGGACGUCGUCACCAUGUGCUUCCAGCGCGACUCGAGGAAGGACAUGAUCAUCGUCUGGGGCUUCAUCGUCGGCACCCUGGGCCUGCUGGGCUGGGCCGCCCUCAAGCGGCUCGUCGAGCUCAGGGAGGGCAGGAGCAAGAUCGCCGGAGCCUCCCCCCUCGGUGGCGGCGGCGGCAGCGGCAUCGGCAUGGGGCUGCCCGGUGGUGGUGUUGGUGGUGGUAGGCGCGAGGAUAGGGGGGCUUAUGCGCCCGUUGGCGCGAGGUGAUUUAACGUCACAUCAUAUGUUUCGAUAUGUGGAGGAAGAAUGAGAGGUUUGCUUUUCUUGGAUUGUAUAUCGUUUGGAGGGACAUGCAUGCGCGGCGUUAUGGGACAACACGGUUUCCGAGAGAGAAAGGUAUAGAUGCACUCAAACAUUGCUGUAGAUAUCAUACCCAGGAGAGGAAAGAGUGUUGGAGAUCAAUCAAGAUGCUUCGUGCGGGACUU